GUGAGGACGCGUGCUUGAAUUUGAAUUGAGCACGAGCUUACAACUUGUUAAGAUAUUAGUCAACUACUACAGCCCAACAGAGCCAGUGAGCAGUGCUCUAACACUGUAUAUCUUAUUUUCUGGGGAAAUAGCUUGUUAUCGUGUGUGGUUAAAGUUUGCUAGCAUCGCCGUGACGUUUAAAUCGCCUCCCAGUGUUGUAGCUACAGGCAUCGCUGUUUCAGGGGAGAUCACUGCACUUGCAAUGAAAGCGGGCGUAGUCCACUGCCGUUGUUCAAAAUGCUACUCGGUUCCAGCAAGGAAGCGGGUCCGUAAGCGAACUCCAGACCUGACUCUGCUGUCUCUACCCGAGGAGGUCCUCCUCUGUGUGCUCCAGUGCCUCUCUGCUGAGGACCUGCUGUCUGUCAGAGCAGUUCACUCCCAGCUGCGGGACAUUGUUGACAACCACUCUAGUGUAUGGGCCAGGGUCAGUUUCAGGGACACGUGGCCAUCCCCCAACACCUUAUGGCUAUUUGAAAGGGCUGCUGAGAAAGGGAAUUUUGAAGCCGCUGUGAAACUGGGCAUCGCUUAUUUGUACAAUGAAGGACCGUUGUUGAGUGAUGAGGGGCGAGCGGAUGUGUGUGGUCGCAAGGCUUCCCACUUCUUCAGCCUGGCAGAGAGCCUGCACUCUCCCACGACAGAUCCGUUCAUCUGGGUGUUUAUCCGUCCCCCGUGGUCGCCCACCGGCAGCUGCUGCAAGGCCGUGGUGUUCGACCAUCUAAAGGCCGAAUGUGAUAAAAACGCAGAGAAGAGAGGACCCUUGUUGCACUGUUUGGCCAGAGUUUUGCAGCUGUUUGAAGGUGAUGAAAGACGCUCUGAUGCCAUAUCCAUGUUGGAGGAGUCAUCACACGCUGGAUGUCUACAGAGCUCCUACCUGCUUUGGGAACACAGCCGCAGAGCAGCUAUGGCAGAUCCAGGCAGGUACCUCCAGUGUAUCCGAACCCUCAGGGACUACGCUGGCAAAGGAUCCUGGGAGGCUCAGCUCUCCCUGGCUAAAGUGUGCAGCAGCGGGAAUCCCCUGGGCCUGGAGUCGAAAGCCUGUUCUGACUUAGUGGCUCAGCUCUUUAGUUCCUCUAACCCGGCAUCACGACACUGCUCUCAGGGCAUCCUCAGACGAGGCAUCAAGGACACUAUGAGGUACAUCCUGGUGGACUGGCUUGUGGAGGUGACCACCAUGAAGGAUUUCUCCAGCCUGACGCUGCAUGUGACAGUGGGUUGUGUGGACCGCUACCUGGCUCUGCGCUCUGUCCCCAAGGCUCGCCUUCAGUUAUUGGGAAUUGCCUGCAUGGUAGUUUGUACACGCUAUAUGAGUAAAGAAAUCCUGACCAUACGUGAAGCUGUCUGGCUCACAGACAACACCUACAAAUACGAGGACCUGGUUCGAAUGAUGGGGGAGGUUGUCUCUGUGCUGGAGGGAAAGAUCAGGAGCCCCACGCUGCUGGACUACGGGGAGGUGCUGCUGUCUCUGCUCCCUCUGGAGAGGCGGACCACUCACCUAUUCAGCUACAUCUGUGAGCUGUCACUGCUCUACUCUGCUCUCGCCACACCGCCACCUUCCAAACUGGCCUGCGCUGUGCUACUGCUUACAAGAGCACUACAUCACUAUGCUCCACUCUGGCCCAGCCAGUUAGUUGACUACACAGGUUUCUCCAAGCAAGACCUCACCACCCUAGCUGUGCUGCUCUAUGUCAAGUGUUUCAGUCAAGACAUUCCCAAAGAUUACAGGCACGUGUCUCUAACUGGCGUUAAGCAACGGUUUGAAGAUGACGCCUACCAGCACAUCAGCAAAGAAAAGGUGAUGGAUUUUAAAGAGCUGUGUCAGAUCCUGGAGAUUCCAGAGGUGGAGCCUCAGAUGGAGCCCGCCAGUCCCACUGGUCAACCAGCAGACAUCCACACCUUCCUCGCCUCUCCAUCCAGCACAAACAAGAGGAGACGCGAUGAGGGGAUGCAGGCUGAAAGAGCCAGCUUUGUGGCCACGCCUACAGCCGAGCUGUCCAAUCAGGAGGAGAGGCUGCUGGGCGACAUCCUGGACUGGAGCCUGGACACUUCCUGUUCGGGUUAUGAGGGGGACCAGGAGGAGGAGAGCGAGGGAGAGAAAGACGGUGAUUAUUCCUUGAUGUCCAUCAACCUGCACCCACUGUCAGAUGCAGAGGGAGGACUAGAGCACUGCAGAGCCUUGUCCAGCGAUGAAGACAGCUUCUCUGAAAUGGAAAGAGAAGUGAGCAAGGAUUGGCAAGACCAGAAAUCCCUCUUCAUCUCUGCCGACCUUCACAGUUCAGGAUACUCCUCUGUCCAGAGUGCCAGCCCCUCAUCCACAUGCUCCUCCUCCCUCCUGCCUUGCACAUUCAAGACCUUUACCACUUCCCUGGGCGCAGCCUCCGCCAACGCCCAGCCAGGCUUCCGCCUUCUGGUGCCCAUGCAGAGGCCCCGGGGCACCUCUAGCAAACAAGUGAAGAGGAAGAACUCAGCAGCUCAUAGUGGAGGUGAGGUGGAAAGGGAAGAGGAGGAAGAGGAAGGAGACAUGCAUUCUGCCAGUGCGGGGUUUCUGAGCCUAUAGACAGUGGUUAUUGACUGACUUAUCAUCCUCCAGCACUUUCUCUAGUUCUCCAUGCUGUUCCUCAUUCCUGUCAGUCUGCACUGAUUCACCACUCGCCAGAAGAUCAAGAGACUUUUAGGUUAAGGACAAGUAAGUAAGGGAAAAUAAAUGAAUCGCCUAGAAACUUGCCUUUCUAUUACAUUACAUUUCAUUUGCAUGUUUACAGGCAGGGCACGAUGAAAUACCUCCCAUAAAUCAAGGCUCGCACUCAGCUCUGAAACCACUGGAACAUGACUUGACUUUCCUCAGGACCGCUUGCAUUGUUUUUACAGCCUCCUACAACAACCUCAAUUUCCGAUCGUGUUCGUUUUAGAAGAAAUUAAACCUCAUGAACUUGAUGUUUUUGGGGAAAAGUGUUCAUUGUUAAAACCUUAAACAUAGCUGUCACGUUAUUAUGAUUGUUUUGGUUAUCAUAGUUUCUGAUAUGCACUGUCUGUACAAGACUGUCUUGUAUUUGAAUGUCAUCUAUAGGUGACUACUGUCAUUGAUGGAAAUAGCUGCAACUGAAGCCUAAAAAAAAUAUAUGAUUGUAUGAAUUCCUCUUAAGUUUUGUCCUUAGUUCUACAUGUGUUUGCCAAAGGUACUGUGGUGGUGUCGUUUGUGUUUUCACGGGCAUCAUAACUAGAAACAGAGCUGUGAAAUGAGUCUUUUAGUAGUCUGCAUCUUCUAGAGUCUAUAACCACCUGUUGUGCUGUUAAAAUUCUGAUCGAUAUUACUUUAAAAGACCUAUAGCACACUAAUCCCAUCAGGAACAGCUGAUGUUAGCUGUUGAGAUACUGACACACUAUAUGUUCAGUAAGGUGUGCUGAUAAUGGAGCUGAUCAAGAAUCACCAGCUGGAUGAGUUUCGUACAAACCUCAGCGUAUCCUCCAAAUGUUUAAUGCUGCAUUAACUAUUCUAAAAUUUAACAAAGCAAUCGAUGCAACAUGAAACCAUAAUGCUGAUACAGUUGUACUCAACCCACUUUUCCUCCCAUCUGAAUUAGGUCUAGCACUUUUAUCAUCACAGAAGAAGCGCAAUUCAAUGAAACGCAACCAUUUCAACGCUCGAACAAUCAAUACUAAAGUAUUUUCGAAUGGAUUUGCUUUGCCUUCUUGGAGCGAAAGGGAAGUUCAGACACUAACAGGAAACUAUCACCUGAUGGGGUUUCGGAAGUACUGUAGUGCACAGUGUUUUAAUGUCUGUGACUGACUGUAAAUACAUUUUUAAACUGUUACACCAGACUGGUUAUCGCCUGUGUUUUAUAAAUGUACAUAGUACGAUAUGUAUAAAUGGAGAAAGACAAAGAACAUGCCACUACUACUUGAAUUGUUUUUGCUUUAUUCCAAAAAAGGCAGUUUUCUUUGUGAAACUUUUCUACAGUACAGUGUUGUUGUUUUUUAAUAGACCUAUGAUAUGAAUAUGUAAUUUUGUUAAAAUAAAACAAGCCAUCAUGCAA
Epinephelus lanceolatus (giant grouper) is the source of this 4070-nucleotide messenger RNA. RefSeq names its product cyclin F (gene ccnf). The record is from RefSeq and is a predicted model, not a curated record. NCBI's taxonomy places the organism in Eukaryota, Metazoa, Chordata, Actinopteri, Perciformes, Serranidae. Gene Ontology annotation, molecular function: protein binding.